This is a messenger RNA of Brugia malayi, 6525 nucleotides long. RefSeq lists its product as uncharacterized. The transcript has 50 exons. The coding region runs from base 1 to 6525 and encodes 2174 amino acids. NCBI's taxonomy places the organism in Eukaryota, Metazoa, Nematoda, Chromadorea, Rhabditida, Onchocercidae. The record is from RefSeq and is a predicted model, not a curated record.
AUGGCAUUUCCAUACAUUUCAUGUUUAUUGAUAUUUCUCAUAUUGCUUAUAUGGAGAUACCGAGGUUGGUUGUUAUCAUUGGUGGUAGCAAAAAUUUGCCGCUGUCGUUCAGUUCGCCUGGGCAGAUGCGGCCUUUUUUAUGUAGAACAUAUUAGACUUUGCUUAAUUGGUGGUAUCGUGAUUGAAGUUGACGAUUUUCGCGUAACAGUCAGUUUCUUCAAUACACAUUACACGAAACCGUUCAUUAUCACGAUUAGUGACAUUCGCAUUGAAGGUGAAUGUAAUCAAUUGUCCUUGACACCAACCUACAAGAAACAGUGCUGUCAUAAGGAUUUUAGAAGAUAUCUUCAUUGGUUACAAUAUACAAGCACGGUAAUUCGUACUGCGCGCGUUGUAUUUCUUGGUGUGACACCAGGAUCUUUGUUGCAUUCAACCUUUCAACAAUUACAACUUGAUGGAUAUCGAGAUCGUGAAGGGAUGCAGAUUGAACUUUCUUGUAAGCUAUUACAAGCAAAAUUGUUCAGUCGUGGAACAACUCAAAAUACUGCGCCUCUACUCGUACUUUCAUUAGGAUUAUCAGUUUGUUGCAACAUACCUUUAGAUAUUUUAAAAUUGAAACGACUUGGUGCCCGUAUUACUGAUCCUCAGCUUAUACUUUCGGAUGGCCUUUUGGAAUACUUUCAUGAUCAUUCAAUACGUAAGAAGACAAAAACCACGUCAGAUCAAUUUUUCACCUCCUUUAAUAUUGAAAGCCUUUUGAAUACAAGUUUGAAACUGGACAUCGAGAAUUUAGUACUGAGAUAUACCGCCAACAUGGAUUAUUCAGAAAUGCGUACUGUUGCUGCAAGGUUAAAUGUAGCAUCGCUAUCGACGGAAGAUAACCAACAGUUUGCUAUUGUUUUAACUGGAAUCAAUGUAGACGAUCAGACGCGAGAGACGUUGUUCAGUUGCAAUGAAUUCGAUGCUACACUGAAUCGAGCAUCAGACAGUCCAGGAAUUCUCUUAGCCGAUAUGAAAAUAUUUAACCCUCAUUUUGUUACGAAUCAGAAGGCUAUCGUUGAGUGGACCGGAUAUUACCGUAAUAUUGGACAACGAAUCUCGACCUCUGUUGAGGGUCAUUUCGAUGAUGAUUUUUCGGCUGCAUCUACAGAUUUACACGUAGUACCGACAGAAAUGAAGACGUUCUGUUGGGAAUCUUUAUACGUCGAAGUAAAUUCAUUUCACUGUCGUUUAUUGCUCUCCAAUGGACAAGAAAUCAACGCCAGUCUCGAACUGGGAACAUUUCGCGUUAACGAUAAUUUUGCAUCUGCUGAAAUUGGUUUGGAAUCGGUCUGGAUUCGACAAGGAAAUCUUUUUAUUGGCCAUCUUGACUCUCCCUUUUGUCAUGUUUGGGGUACCAUUUUGAUUGUUGGAGCUUUAUUAAUUCAGUACUCCCGAAAUAAUGAAAUGAGAAGGUUGCUGGUCAAGUUGGUUGAAUGUCAAAUAGAAUAUGAGGAAGAACUCAUCCGGCAGAUGGCUUCAUUCUUAUCAUCUCUUCUAUAUAGCGGUACGUCAUCAGCAGCAUGCAACACAUCUUCUGCAUUUCAACCUUACCCACCUCCCCAAGUUGUUUCUGCAGCACAAAUUUCUGUAGAGAAUGUUGCCAUCUUCAUUCUAGCUCGACAUUCAUUGUAUCUGAUUCUAUCUAUCGAACAGCUGCGUUUGGAUGUCUUACCUUCCUCAACAACAUUGUCGAUGCUUGCAUUGAAUUUCAAGAUACUUCAGGGUAUCAUGACAAAUGAUGAAUUCAUUUGUUGGGAUGAUUCAGCACAAAUAAAAUCGGAACAUAUUUGUGGAUAUAGUGAUCGCUUGAUGAUGCGACUUUCUUGGUUAUUGUCAUCUUGGGAAUGGGUUUUGCUAGCUGAAUCAACAGUGAAUUUGGUUUGGAGUACUACCGUACACAUAAUUUUUCUGGAAACUUUCCGGAGUUUGAAACAAAUCUGGGAUCUUUUUGGACGAAAUACAUCUUCCAAAGCAUUUCAGUUGUUCCACUUCAGUAUAGAAACAUUCAAUCUCGUAACCAUCGAAUUUCAGCUACCGCGAUGUCACGUGAUGUGUUGGGAAGUACCAUCGCUACACAUCAAGUGUAUGGAUCAUACAAAAAUCGAAAUGCCACAAUUCACUGCUUCCUUAGAUUGUCAUCCUAUCCUUACCAUCGAGAAGUUUUGUAUCGAGAAGCAAGCAUUCGAUGCAGGGAUGGAUUUAGGCAGGAAUGAAUUUAAGAAUCUGAAAAACCGAACAAAUAAACUUUGGAUAUGGUCUGCCGAUUCAGUGAUGUUCGUCUUUCCAUAUGAUUAUAAUUUUGCAGCAGGUUAUGACGAGAUAAUUAAUGCAUGGAAAUGGAUAAAAUUAGUGCAUGAAUGGAAGAGAAAACCGUUUACUGUUGAAUCUCCACUUCCUUCAGAUUUGCGAUUCUCAGUUAAGAAUGCUUCACUACAAAUUAAUGAUGAUCCAUUUGAAGUACAACUUCAAAAUAAUUACGAACUAAUGGUUGAUGAAGUAUAUGAAUGCGAACGUCGGCGUCAAAUGCUAGACCAAAAGUUGGAGCAGCUUCAGAAAACGCGUCCCUUUCUGUCUCAAUCAAAAGCAGAUGAAUUACAUCGAUCGUUAGUUAAGAAAAAUGCGGAGAUAUAUAUUGAAAGAUCCAAAAAGUUGCCGAGUUCCAGAAAGCAUCUUUAUUUGUGGUCAAUUACGAAUCUAGAGAUUCGUACAUAUGCUGAUUUGAUUUUGCACGGAAAAGAAAAUGUGAUCAGACAUCUGAAAACUUUCAAUCCAGAAUCGCCAUUCCCAACUGAGGGAAUGGAAUUCAGUACGUUAUGGGCACGUGCUGUUGAAAUGGAUUGUGAUGAUUGGGUUAUGCAGUUCCGUGAUUAUCCGUUGCCGUAUGUCCUGAUGAAAGAUGCACAUUUUUGGGGACAUCUAAUAGGAAGUGAGCAACUUACAGGACCGCGCUCAAUACGAACAUGUACCGUAACACUACCAGAGCCUUGGGGGCAAUAUAUUAUUGAGCGAAAUAUGUGUCCCUUGAAAUAUUAUUACGAUCUCUCAUGCGAGAUCAAAGAACUAAAUUGCACUUAUGGGCCUUGCUGGGAGCCGUGCUUAUCGAUGAUUAGCCUUUGUUGGAGUAAUAUCAGUUUGCCAUCAAGAGAUCCAAGUCCACCACUGCCUUUUUGGGACAAAAUUCGAUUACUUUUACACGGUCGUUUUUCUAUGCUUUGUCAAAAUUUGGUUACAUCGAUGCUUGCAUCUACAGAUCCAUACAAUUCCACUGAACUGGUUGAAAUAUGCUGGAGAGAAUUCGGGUUUGACUGGGUUACAGAUCAGUUUUGUGUACAAACGGAUAUAGAUGCAUUCGUACGUACUGCAUCGAAGUAUGAUGAAAGUCGUGUUUUGCAUUUGCCAGGAUUUAAAUUCAGUGUGAAAAUGGACUGGGCUUGUAUUGGUGAUCCACACGAUCAUCACAGUGUUCAACCGUGUGCUCCUGACAAGCUUCCUGAAUACUCAUCUACUAAUUUAGAACAUGAUUCUUAUCGCGCAUUUCGCUCAACACAUCUCGAUUUAGUCUUCACUUUAGAAGUGAAACAACCGGAUAAUACGGUGACUAAUAGUCAGUGUCCUCAGAUUUUACUUUAUGCCAAUAUCUUUCGAUGGUUGGAAUUCCUCAAAAAUACGAUGACAACAGUGAAUAGACCAGUAAAGCGUGGUCGAUUAUUCGGUGGAGACAAAACUAAAAAAAGUCAGCUGAGUCGACAUUUGAAGCAUAUUCAAUUGAAUGUUACACUUCCACGCUUUUUGAUCACUUACUGGAUGUCGUACUCAUCAUCACAUGGUCUGCGGAUGAUUAGUGAAAGUUUACACUUAACCUCAUCAUUAGAACUUCACAUUUUGCAGAAUGGCGAGCAAAAGGAUGGAGUCAGCAGAAGACGAAUUGCCAAAUGGUCAGUUUUAUACGUUUCAGCACAGCUUUUAAAUGCACAGAUUCAUCUUUUCGGCGCUAAUUCACAAAACUUUGCUACUUCAAUUGAUGAUAAUUCGUUUUUUAUUGGAUUGGAUCGGUUGUCUUACACACGAGAAGCACGAUCUAAGAAUAGCACUGAUUCUUCCAGUAAUAGGCAGGUCAAAUUGUCAGAAAGUGAUGAAGCAGUGCACAGGCUCACAAUUCAUGAUUUGCGUGCUUCGUGGACUCCGGAAAAUCGUGAUACGUGUUUGGCCAUUGCAGAUGGCGUUCAUAAGGCCCACAUUUUACGGCGUAUUUUAGGAACAGAUGCUUUGAAGACACCACAUUUUACGGAACCAGGAGUCCUGUCACCAUCUUCAGCUACUUUAAAUGCUGCGAGUGCCGUAAGAUCGACUGUUUCAAGAUUACAUUCUGAUCCUGACAAAACAAAUCAAUCACGAUGUGGUUCUGAUAGACGGGUAACAGAGGAAAAUGAUAUGCUGCAGCGAUUAAUUGAUGAAGCCAGUACGAAACUUGUCGCUUACGAUGAAGAAACAACUGACAUUCCUUCGGACAUGUUACAAGGAAUUGCACUGUGUACAGCUGACGACGUCGCAUUAAUCAACUGGCAAAUUGAUCUUAUUAAUAGCCAAGCCGUUUUACGGGGAAAAGAAAAGGAUGGAUUUGUUUUACUAACUGCUGCCCGUGCAUCUGUAACUCAGCGCAUCUAUUCAUUAGUUUGGAAAAAAUCGCAGUUGUUGAGUAAGAAAUCAUGGUGCGCGACUCUUUCCGGGAUGCAGUACUUUGCACCCCUGGUAAUGUCUCAGCAUCUCAAUCCAUCAAGUUCUCUGUCGGAAUCAAUCCCACAAGGAUUCCAUUGGUUAAAUCGUGAUAUCAUUGAGGAAAAAACGUGCAGUGAUCCUAAUAUCAGUGAUCGCUUGAAUCCUUAUAUUAGCACUGGGGAAGCCCGCAUCAUGAGCUUAAACAUUAUUUUAAAUCAUGGUAAUGUGGCACAAACCGAGGGAAAACUACAGUUACAACGAGUCGUUUCGAGAUGUAGCUGUCAAAUGUAUUUUUGCUACUUUUCGGAUACAUUGGAUCUUGAUACACAUGACAUUCCCUAUUCGAUCAGCGAAACGAAUGAGGCAGGUGGAAUUUGGGGCCAGCCAGAACCCGUUGAUUGCUUUACCUUAAAACAUAACAUGCUGGAGGUCAGCACUAAUCCCGAGCAGUACCAAAUGGUGAUGAAUAUUAUAAACCAAUUGGUUCUAUUUGUGGAUCCACGAAAGAAAGAAAGUGACCGUCGGCGACAACGACUGCGUUUUGAAUUGCAGCUUAAAGAUGUUGAUGAAGUGAAAUCGGCUAUUUUUGCCAUGCAGGCAGAAUUGCGAGAUGUUAUUGCUGUAAUCCGUUCACUGGAGAGACGUUUAUUUUUCCUGAAUAGGCAGUUACAGGAGUCUGGCAAUGACACUGCAAUAUUGGAGGCUAACAAAAAUGUGACAGCAGAAAUCGAUGAAAUGAAAAAAAAUCAGAUUGUACUCUGUGAUGAAUUAGCAAUGACUAUUAGUUGUUAUAAAGAGAAGCAAGUGGAAAGAAUGCGACAACUGGUUAAUGCUGCAGAGGAAGAACAGGCUGCUGUGGCUAGGAGAUUUGAAGUAUGUUUUGAAGACUGUAUUUGGAGGCUUACAGAAAGUGAUGGACAAAUUGCUCUUGCAGAAAUGCAAAUACGAAAUUUUUUGUAUACACGUACGGCGCGUAUAGAUAAUUCUGGUGAACAUUUAUUAGAGAUUGGCACUGUGCAAGUUACCAAUUUACUUCCAGAUACUCUUUACAAGCAUACUUUGCAAGCACAAAAUACAUCACGAAAGAAAACGGAACGUCAACCAGCAUCAAUUCGCGUUGUUUGUCGCGAAAAAGCGCCAGUUGGUGGAAUUUCGGUAAAGGAACAUUUCGAGAUAAAUGUUUCACCCAUGAAUGCUCAAAUUACUUAUCGAUUCUUCGAAAAAAUGAUGGGGUAUUUUUUUCCUGGGAGGAAUAUCGAUAAAGAAGACCAACGAAAUCUCGAUACAAAUGAAGAGCUGCAGAACAAUCAGGGUGUAUCAGUUGGACAGUGGUUACGUGGGGCCAUGAACGGUUCAUUUCGGCGUACAAAUGACUCUAGUCAUUUACGUGAUGAUAUUGAUCGCAUGAAGGAACGAGCUCAAGAAAAUAAUGUUUUUCUGUACAUCAAAAUACCCGAAGUGCCUUUUAUUGUUUCAUACAAGGGUAACAAAGAGAAGAAUAUUGAAGAUGUCGAUCGAUUUCAACUAGUUUUCCCGUUGUGUGAAUAUCAUGAAAAAAAUUGGACUUGGCUGGAUCUCGCUUUGGCAAUUAAGCAACGUUGUCGACGAGUACUACUUCAACAGUUCAUGAAGCAGAAAUUAUUACGAAAUCGUUUAACAGGUGUGGAACAUCCAUCAAUCGAGAUAGAUGAGGAUGAGAAGAAACGGAUUGUUCUUGGGACGACAGCCGUUCCAGUAAAAGAUAAGAAAAAGAAGAAGAACAACUAA